This is a messenger RNA of Chaetura pelagica (chimney swift), 639 nucleotides long. RefSeq names its product Lix1 homolog (chicken) like (gene LIX1L). Gene Ontology annotation, biological process: autophagosome maturation. NCBI's taxonomy places the organism in Eukaryota, Metazoa, Chordata, Aves, Apodiformes, Apodidae. The annotation marks the transcript as partial. The transcript is spliced from 6 exons. The record is from RefSeq and is a predicted model, not a curated record. Gene Ontology annotation, cellular component: cytoplasm.
CCCCAGGGAUGGGGCAGAGUGAACGUGGUGGAGGCCCUGCAGGAGUUCUGGCAGAUGAAGCAGACCCGUGGAGCUGACCUGAGGAACGGGGCCCUGGUGGUCUAUGAGAUGGUGCCCUCCAACAGCCCCCCCUACGUCUGCUACCUCACCCUGCCCGGCGGGAGCUGCUUCGGCAGCUUCCAGUUCUGCCCCACCAAGGCGGAGGCGCGGCGCAGCGCCGCCAAGAUCGCCCUGAUGAACUCGGUGUUCAACGAGCACCCGUCGCGCAGGAUCACCGAGGAGUUCAUCGAGAAGAGCGUGGCCGAGGCCCUGGCCUCCUUCAACGGCAACCGGGAGGAGGCGGAUAAUCCCAACACCGGCAUCGGCGCCUUCCGCUUCAUGCUGGAGUCCAACAAGGGGAAGUCCAUGCUGGAAUUCCAGGAGCUGAUGACCGUGUUCCAGCUGCUGCACUGGAACGGCAGCCUCAAGGCCAUGCGGGAGCGGCAGUGCUCGCGGCAGGAGGUCCUGGCUCACUACUCCCACCGCGCUCUGGACGACGACAUCCGGAGCCAGAUGGGCAUGGACUGGGUGAGCAGGGAGCAGAGCAGCCCCGGGGCCCUGUCCCGGGAACUGGCGGCCACCGAGCGGGAGCUGGAGGAG